Molecule: messenger RNA, 396 nt
Organism: Suillus paluster
Lineage: Eukaryota; Fungi; Basidiomycota; Agaricomycetes; Boletales; Suillaceae
Exons: 1
Coding region: 1-396 (131 amino acids)
Source: RefSeq, a predicted model, not a curated record
AUGGAAUGUGCCCUCAAGAUUAUCGGCCAUGACAAGAUGCUCGUCAGUGAAUUGGAAGUCGACAGUAAAGGCAAUGCUGUCAAGGUCCCCCACAGUAUGAACAAAGCCUCAGACAAGAUCAGCAACUCUCGAAAGGCCUUUUUGGACACCAACUUCGGUGUGGCAACCAGGGGCUAUAUGAAGUCCAUCAACCGCCUCGACAAGUCGAUCCUCCAGGACAUCUGGGGCUGCAUGAAGGAGAUCGCUGCGAGGAGGCAUGGUGCGCCCCCCACUGUGGAAGAAGAUUCUGAGGAUGAGCGUGCGCUCAUCUUCGAUACCUGGUACUGUCCUUUUCUGUCAUUUUAUAGUGUCUCCCAACUGACGGAUUUUGGUGCUACUUUCUGUUUUAUAGAGUGA